CUUGUGUGCGUGCUCCCGUGCAGGUGUUCGGGUAGCCCAGAAGGAGAGGGGAUAUUGGAUCCCUUGAGCUUGAGUUACCUUGAGCUUGAGUUAUGGGUAUUUGGGUUUGUUUUUUGAGACAGGGUUUCUCUGUGUAGACUUGGCAGUCGUGAACUCAUGUAGACCAGGCUGGCCUCAGAGACCUACCGACUUCUGCCUUCCAAGUGCUGGGAUUAAAGGCAUGCGCCACCACUGCCUGGCUUAGGCCCAGAUUCUUAUCUUCCCCAACCAGACUGACCACCCUUGUGAGCAGGAUCUAGGCACAGUCUCCAGUAAAAAAUAACCUGGUGGGCUGAGGGUGUUGUAUAUUGCAGUGGUAGAGUGUGUGCUUAGUACACACAAAGACCCUGAAUUUGUUUACACCAUCAAAAAAACAAAAGACCACUGAAUGAAGGAAGAAAAAAUGCCGAUGGGGGAGUCAGGUCCUUCAGGAAUGAGCUAGAGUAGGAGGUGGUAUGAAGUGUGGUUUAGAGGUAAAUCUAGGUUUUAUAGAGGCAGCUGUUGAUCAGUACUUGGCCCAGGACAUAGGCGAUGGAUGGCAAAAGAGGCAGGGAGCAAACAGGACACUAAUGUGGCCUUCCUUGCUAGAGAACACAGGGUGGUCAUGCCCAGAAGGGGGCAGAGUUGAGACACAGAAGGAGCACAGCAUGGUCAGCAAAGCUGCAUAAGGAGCCAGGAAAGCCUGUGUCCAGAGACAUCAGGGAGGUGGACAGUGUCUUUGAGGAAGAGAGGGAAGGAAGAAGACAGGUAUUAGAACUACCUGGAAGACUGCCUCUUGGGCCAGAGGGGUUGCUGGAUCAGAGAACAGAAGGAAAAGAGCAGUUAGCUUGUAUCUGCUGUGGCUGUACUGUUUGGGCACUUACACUAGGUAGACGGAGGAAAGCCAGAAGUGAGGGUACCCUGGGCUGAGGAGAUGGCAUUCUGGCAUUCUCUGGUACAGUAAGACACCCAGAAAAAAGUCAGCAGCACUUAGGGAUUGCUAGAGGGUAUGGUUUGGGGGACCAGGGGAGGAGUGUAUGUGAGGCCCAAGGUGAGGACUGUCGAAUGAGGAUAAAGUAAAGAAAAUUCAUCAACAGCAUUUGGGAGGCAAGAGCAGAUCAGAACAGGGAUGGUAAAGCAGCUUCAUGCUUCCUGGGAUGGGAGGUGCUGGGCAGGAGGUGCGGGAGGAGGUGCCAACCGUUUCCAGCCUCAGGUGUUGGCACCAGAGUUCAGUGUCAGGCCCUUCUCUCAGCUCCUCUUUGCAUUCCUUUCUCUCAUAUUCUCCCUUGUUCUUACUCCCCUUUUAUCUCUGUCAUUUUAUCAUGAGGUUUUAGCCUCAGCCCCUUUCUGGUCAUCUCAGGAUUUGAGGAUCUUGGCCUUGGAUUUUCUGAGGGCCUUGGUCUUCUCUCUCUCUGACCUGGAUCUUUCAUUCUGUGUUUUGUCUCUGAGUCCAGCUCUCUUGUGUGAGUCUCUUUCCCAUCCAUUCAAGCCCUUGUCCCCACUGUUGUCCAGGGCCUCUUUAUUUCCCAUGUCCUCCGUGUCCUUGCCAUCUGCAUGGCCUACAGUGAUUCUCACUCCCUUGUUGACUUGUGCUAUGUCUCUUGCUGUCCUGCCCUGGCUCAGUCAGUUUCUCCUCGUCUCCUUGCACCCUGGCUCUCACUUUCUUGCCUGUGCUCUGGGUCUUUCUGUCUCUGUCGCUCUGUGUCUCGGGGACGUCUCACUGGGAACAGGAAGUGGAGGUGCCUCUCUUCCUUUCACUCUAACUGCACCUUGCAGCGCCCCCGUCCACCAUUGCAAGACACCUGCUUUCCAGAGGUUGGAGAAGGGGUGGGUGGUGGGUAGCCCUCUGAGGACUGGCAGACUUCGCUCCUGCUCACUGUUCUUCUCUUCCCAGUGUGACCCCAACCUGCAGGUGUACAACGUAUUCAUAGACAACCUUGAUGAGCGACUACCCCGCAUCGCAUUCUUUGCCACAAGAACCAUCUGGGCGGGCGAGGAGCUCACCUUUGAUUACAACAUGCAAGUGGACCCCGUGGACAUGGAAAGUACCAGAAUGGACUCCAACUUUGGCCUGGCCGGGCUCCCUGGCUCCCCCAAGAAACGGGUCCGUAUUGAAUGCAAAUGUGGGACAACAGCUUGCCGAAAAUACCUCUUCUAGCCCUGAGAAGUUUGAGGCCACAGGCACUGAAGGGUCCUGAAGCCACCUUCCUCCUUCUCCACUGCUGCCCUCUUGUCAAGAAUGACCAUCAGAGCCUUGUCUGCCUCCACUUGUCCUCAUCUGCCCCAACCUGUUCCCUCCCUGCUCCAGGGUCAGGGCUGUGGUGAGGACUGACUCUGGGUACCCCUUCUCUCUUCCUUUCCCCUGUCCCAGGCCCAUCAGGCAUUGCACUUACAACUCCCAGCCACAUUUCAAAAGUAUAUUUUUCACAUCAGGAUUCCCUGGAGUUGGGAUAUUCAUGUUUGUCAUGGAGGUCCAAAGGGUGAGCAACUCAACCCCAGAAUAGAAAGACUUGUUUUCUGGACAGCAUCUCUGCAACUCUAUGUAGUUCAGGCUGGUGCUGGACUCUUAAUCCUCCUGUCUCAGCUUUCCUCGUGCUGAGUGUAUAGGUGUAUACCCAGCUAAGAUUUUUUUAAAUUGCAUCUGCUUCUGCUUGGAGCCUAUGUGACCUGUUGCAGGCCUCUUGACUACUCUAACAGUAUGAGGAAGCAACCCCCAGGCAGACAAAUAUCAGAGCUCAGAGAUACCAGCGUGACUUCAAGCUGGAUCAGCAAUCACAGAGCCUUUGUACUCAUGAAAGAAAGGAGGUCUCCAGGGCUAGCGGAUAAUUCUGGUUCUGCCCAUUGUGCUUUUGAUGCUGGGUAGUAUUGACCUUAAGACCCACAGGCUCUCGGAGUUGCAAGUCUGAAAAGUAGUUGCCCAAGUGCCACCAGGAUACCUCUUGGAAAGCUCCAUGGGAUGGUUAAGACCAUCAGGAGUAAAGAGUUCUAGAUGUGCUGGACACCCUGCCUUGGCAUGUGAUACCACUGGAACUACUAGAAGCUGGAACCAAGAUAUAGCUAGUCUGUAGAUAGCACUUAAGACAAUAAUGUGCGUUGACUAGAAGCUGAGGAGGUGCCAGGCACAGGGUAGAGCACCUGGUCCAUAUGGAUUGUCUCAGGGAAGCCUUGAAAACCACAUAGGUGGAGCCCAGGAAAAGGCCCAUGUGGCAGAAGGCAACGACUAGGCCAAAAAUGGUUGGGGAGACUCACUCACUAGCAUGUGGUGAGAUGAGAGCCAAACCCCCUUUACUUGUCAGCUUCAAGUAUUCACCUGGCUCCACUAGCUCAAAAGUUAACUGCCUAGAAAUGUACACAAGGCAAAGAUUCUGAUGGCUGCCUUGCCCCCUGCUCUCCCCAAUUCCUUCAGGAAGCCUGUCAUGACUUCCUGUACCCAGAGUGCCCCUAUGUGAGACUGUGCACCCCGCUACCAGAUCUGUGUGUGUGUGUCUGUGUGUGUCCUGCUCACACUCCCCAGGCUGACCUUUGGGCAUGGACUGAAUCUGGUUCUCUUGUAUACCCCUGAGCCCUCCCCAGCCUGGAGUGUGCAUCAAUAAACUGCGUUCUUGAGUCAA
This is a messenger RNA of Peromyscus maniculatus bairdii (prairie deer mouse), 3629 nucleotides long. Lineage: Eukaryota; Metazoa; Chordata; Mammalia; Rodentia; Cricetidae. The record is from RefSeq and is a predicted model, not a curated record.